This is a messenger RNA of Oncorhynchus nerka (sockeye salmon), 2716 nucleotides long. Its product is annotated as pituitary homeobox 1-like. The transcript is spliced from 4 exons. Gene Ontology annotation, cellular component: nucleus. The coding region runs from base 151 to 1062 and encodes 303 amino acids. Gene Ontology annotation, molecular function: DNA-binding transcription factor activity, RNA polymerase II-specific; RNA polymerase II cis-regulatory region sequence-specific DNA binding. The record is from RefSeq and is a predicted model, not a curated record. Gene Ontology annotation, biological process: anatomical structure morphogenesis; regulation of transcription by RNA polymerase II. Lineage: Eukaryota; Metazoa; Chordata; Actinopteri; Salmoniformes; Salmonidae.
UGUAGGAGAAGAUUACAAACCUUGUCAGGGAAUAUAGGUGGGGUGUUGGAGUAUUGCGAUAAAAUGUUGAAUUGAGUAAUGUUUUUCUGAAUGAGUGCAUGGAUGACAAUAGGCUCCGAAUAGAAGACGUUUGAGAAUUAACAAUAUUACAUGAGAGGUGGAAUGAAUUUGGACAGAAUCGCAGAGACCGUGAGACCCCCACCGACGCGCGACAUGGCCUCUACGUUUCACUUGCCGAGAACUGCAAACAACACUCGAGAAACGUUGGAGAACUCAAGCAGCGAGUCAUCAGAUACUGAAAUAACAGAAAAGGAGAGGAGUGUAGAACACAGAAGUGACGAUGGAAACGCCGAUGACGCCAAAAAGAAGAAAGCGAGGCGGCAGAGGACUCAUUUCACCAGCCAGCAGCUGCAGGAGCUCGAGGCCACCUUUCAGCGGAACCGCUACCCCGACAUGAGCACGAGAGAGGAAAUAGCUGUGUGGACCAACCUCACCGAGGCCAGAGUCAGGGUGUGGUUCAAAAAUCGCAGGGCCAAAUGGAGGAAGCGUGAACGCAACCAGCAAAUGGACCUGUGCAAGAACAGCUACCUGCCCCAGUUCAGUGGCCUCAUGCAGCCCUAUGACGACAUGUAUCCCACCUACACCUACAACAACUGGACGAACAAAGGACUGACCCCGGCUAAUCUGUCCACAAAGAACUUCACUUUUUUCAACUCAAUGAGCCCACUCACAUCCCAGUCAAUGUUCUCAGCUCCUAACUCCAUCUCCUCUAUGACUAUGGCCGGAAGUAUGGGGGGGCACUCGGCUGUACCGGGGAUGCCAACUGCGGGCCUGAACAACAUCAGCAAUUUUAACGGCAUCGGCACCGCUACAAUCAACUCAGCCAUGUCCUCGUCGUCCUGUCCGUAUGGGCCUCCCGGUUCCCCUUACAGCGUAUACAGAGACACAUGUAACUCUAGCCUGGCGACCCUGAGACUGAAAUCGAAACAGCACCCAACCUUUGGAUACAGCGGGUUGCAAAGUCCCGGGUCUAGCCUUAACGCCUGCCAAUACAACAGCUGACAUAUCAGCCGUGAUGAAAAUCAUUUGCAGACAGCUCUAAACCUAGUAGCCUAGCCUACCUGCGAAUGGAGCGAAAGACAACUAAACUGGAUUAGUUGCAAUCAUUUAUUUUUCAAAUGAAUUAUGCGGGUUGUAGCCUAUGUGUUUACCAAUGAACUUGUAGGCUACAACAAUUUAAAUGUCCAUGUUUUUUGGAUUUAAAAGUGAUGAUGAAGAUGUGUUACAUUGCAACGUUGUACAUUAGCCUACAUAAGAAACAGACAAAGGAUCUCCUAUGCAUGUUCGCUUACUUGCUUUGAGGGCUCAAACCCAUUUGAACUGACUUGUAUUGGUCCAAGCCAGCGUUUCCCAAACUCGGUCCUAGCACUACACAGCUGAUUCAAAUAUUCAACCAAAACCCCCUUGGGGUCCUGAGUACCGAGUUUGGUAAACGCUGGCCUAGGCCCUGCACUCUUGGUCUUGGAUUAGAAACAGUUUGGUAAAUUUGGAUUAGAAACCAAGAAGUGCAACACAUAUAACUAGACAUAUCCGGACUCUGUAGAAUAACAAUUUUAUUGUACAUAGCUCAGACUUUUAUGUUGCUCAUGUGUUUUACCGUUUAUGCAGGGGGUGCCACUGGCCCACCCAAUUGUGUCCUGUUUCUGUAGCAUGACUUUACCUUUACAUGCUCUGUCUGGAGUAUUUUCGUUUUAUUUGUUUGCUAAAAAUAGAAUUUCUGCAUUUUUAAUUUGGGUGCAAAGUGUUUUGUACGAGUUGAUAGUAAUGUAAGAUAAAGCAAAAUCCAUUAUACUGUAUUCAAAAGGUGAUUGAAAAGUAACUUCAUGUGUUUAUGGUAAUAUGUUUGAAUAAACUACAGCAGAAAGAAGUGCACUUCAGAUAUUAAACGAGGGAAAAGGUAUACAUGACGAAACAUAAUAUGUUCCACGUUUAUGGAAUAAAAGAUAGGAGUGCAAAGUAAACAGCCUAUAAUUCAUUAUUUCAGGGAUGACAACUCAAACCAAUUUUCACCUGCACACAUUUAAACCCCCCUAGAGCACCGCUUCCCAAACCUGACCAUGUAAAAAAAUGUUUUUUUUAUAUAAUUACAAAUGAUAGGGCUAUGAAACUUUUUUAAUUAGGGCUAUGAAAGUCUUUUACAAAUCAGUCUGACAGGACCUUUGACAGUAUUUCAAUCUGAAGUAUGGUGGUUUGAAGUGACUGACAUAUGAAUCAGAAAGGUAUUGGCAAUCAUUUUGUAUGAUAUUCUGUGUAGAAAAUAACAUCCCCUCUGGGCACAGACAUCAGUUCAACGUCUAGUUUUUGAUUUACAUUUGGUUGAGUUGUCAACUAACGUGAAAUCAACGUGAAAUUAACGAAACAUUUCACCAUGUCAUUGAAUUUAUGCUAAAGGUUGGGUAAAACAAAUACGUAAUUCCCUUAGUUGAUGGCUUUUUGAAAAUCCAAUCAGUUUUUCCAGGUUGAUUGUACAUCAUUACAUAUAUUUUUUGGUUGAAAUGACGUGGAAACAAUGCUGAUUCAACCCGUUUUUGCCUAGUGGUCAUCUUUAACCAGGUAUCCAUGCAAAGUAGGCUACAUGUCAGAUAAUAAAAUGUCACAGCAUAUUUUAUCGGUAAACUUUCCAUAUGUUGACAAAACUAAAUAAACCUACCUUUAA